AUGUUUCCCCCACUCAUAUGCGCUGUGAUUUUGGACAAUAUUUCACUUUUACAGUUUAAUUGUCAACACAAAGGCGCGUCUGAAGGGAUGGAGGCCCAGCUGGAGUCCGAGCUACUGUCUCUUGAGACUGAAGUCUCCCAUUUGCACAAACAGCUUCUGGAUCAGCAGAAGAUCAUGGACCUGGACUUCAGAGGGAACAUGGAGCAGGCCCUUGCGCUGUUGUGUGCGCGGGCUGCUGUUCCCUCAGAGUUCCAGGCGAUGGUGUCACGGCUGCAGGAGGAGGUGCUGGAGCUGGAGGAGGAUGUGAGGAGACAGACUCAGAUGAACGGGAUCAGAGUGGACCACUGUACGAGACGCAGAAUUCAGAGAACGCAGGAGGAGGCGGUCGCACAGAGAGCAGGGGGCAGCAACAGCUCUCAUCAGUUCUGUGUCUCUGGAGUCUGCUCUGACCUCAGCUUCCAGGUGGAGUUCCAGCUGUCGGAGCUGAAGUUUGGGACUCAGACCAAGCGUUCACUCAGUCAUCUGAACAUCGUCCUGGAGGACAGUGACCUGCAGGGCUUCAGCAGCUUUCUCUCCAGGGUGGAAGAGAGCCAGGACCUGUUGCUGUUCUUUAGGACUCUGAGGACCUUCUCCAGAUGCUGUGACGAGCGCCAAAGGACCUUCAACCACUUCCAGGUAACACUCAGCCGGUUAAUCCACACACUGUUGGCCUGA
This is a messenger RNA of Knipowitschia caucasica, 714 nucleotides long. NCBI's taxonomy places the organism in Eukaryota, Metazoa, Chordata, Actinopteri, Gobiiformes, Gobiidae. The record is from the annotation of a GenBank genome assembly.